This is a messenger RNA of Sceloporus undulatus (fence lizard), 1104 nucleotides long. RefSeq names its product T-lymphocyte surface antigen Ly-9-like. The coding region runs from base 1 to 813 and encodes 270 amino acids. The record is from RefSeq and is a predicted model, not a curated record. The transcript has 4 exons. NCBI's taxonomy places the organism in Eukaryota, Metazoa, Chordata, Lepidosauria, Squamata, Phrynosomatidae.
AUGGGCUUUCCCUGCUCUUGGCUUCCAUUUUUGGUCUUAACUCUCCAGAUCCCAGGUGCCAUAAAUGAUGCAGUGCAGACACCUCUCCAUCAGGUUAAUGGGGUCCUGGGAAGAUCCGUCUUGCUGUCUGUCAAUAGCAUUUCCCCAUCAGAAAAAGUGGCAAAGGUCGAAUGGGACUUCCAGCCACAAAAUGGAAAGGGAUUAUUCGUUGCUGAAUUGAGAGAUGGGAAAUUGGAGCGUCCGGAUCCCAAAGACUGGUUUGGGCCGCGGUUGGAAGUGGUCAAUGAGACAACACUGAGGAUCCAAAAUUUGAAGAAGGGGGACAGCGGACUCUAUAAAGUCCGUGUUAGGCUUCAUCCAGCAAAGAUUGAACAGCACUCUUUCUGUCUCACAAUCUAUGAUCCUGUUCCAGAGCCACAAAUUCUUCUCCUCCAAGAAAGCUUUGAUUCUUCAUCUUGGUGCAACAUGACCUUGCAGUGUUUGGUAUCUGAAAAGGCAGGACUCAAUGUCUCCUGGAGAAUUAGGGAUGCUCUUGAACCUUUAGAAGGAAGUUUGGACUGGUAUCGGCUGUCCUCCGAGGGAUGGCACCUCCAUUUGUCUAACCCAAUGGAUUCGAAUGUCACCUGCCUGGUAUCCAAUCUGGCUGAUCAGAAGAGCGCCUCUGUCAACUUGACUGGCACCUGCCUCCAUCAAGGGCCACAAAGCUGUUUCUCUUGGGUCAGGAUCACUUUUGCCAUCGGCCUCGUGUUCGAGAUCUCCAUCGUCAUGUUUUUGAACCUUCUGGAAAGGAGAGACCGGGUCCAGGAAGGGUGAGAUGCAACUCUGGUGUCUAUCGGUGUUGGGAUCUCCACCUCUCUUAGAAACUGGACUUGGGUUCCCCAAAUGAUAAUAAGUUGAUCCCUGUUCCCAGACUGUCCCCAUUUGUCAAGGACUGUCCUGGUUUAUCAACCCUGGAUGCAUUUUGGAAGAAGCCUUCCGAAAUUCUCCAGAAGGUUUGUCAUGUUUUUGCUCAACUAUGCAAUAUUUCUCCUGUUUCUGCAAGGCUUUCCUGACCUGGUUGUUUCAUUUCACAUGCGCAUAGUAUUGGUUUUGGAUUAAAAGUCU